Messenger RNA from Stylonychia lemnae, 207 nucleotides. The record is from the annotation of a GenBank genome assembly. NCBI's taxonomy places the organism in Eukaryota, Ciliophora, Spirotrichea, Sporadotrichida, Oxytrichidae.
AUGCUGACUUAACAUAAACUCCUGUAUCUUUCCUAAAGAUAUAUGACAAAGCAAGAAGCACAAAAGAUUAUGCAAAUCCUUCCAAAGGACAAUGGUCUCAUUAAUGAUGAGUAUUUGAAGAGACAGAAAAAUUCCAAAAACUUUAAGAUGCUUAUUCAAGACUUAAGGCAGACUAGAAAGGCUACAAAUUCAGUGAAGGAGAUUUGA